AUGGGGAAGCCGUCAAAGAAGGCUCUCGGAAAACGCAAGGCGCCCCCUGCGCCUCAGAAGAGCGUGAGUUACGACGAGCCGCGAAUGAAAGCUGACGACCAGUCAAACAAGAAGGCUAAGGCUGAACCGGAGCGCGAGGUCGGACCGACAGGCAAGCCGAAGCGUCGCCCCGACCAGCCGAAGAAGGUCAAGCUGCGCGACCAGAAGUUUAUUCCUGUUCCGAAAACCGAGUUCGCGUCCGACGACGAUGAGGACCUGAUGGACCUUGGCGAGGACGACGAGCUCGACAUAGGUCAGGCUGGAGGUUUCGCCGCUGGACUGGACAGGAAUGCCCUGUCACGAACAACUAAGGAGACGAAGCGUAUUCACGCUAGCGAGAAGGCGCGGGAGACGUUCCCGGAGCAGAAGAAGAAGCGUGAGCCGUCACCGGUCUCGGCGUCGGACAUUUCGGACUACGACUUCGACUCAGAGAUCAGCCUGUCGGGCGACGAGGAAGGCGACGACGAGCCGCUGCCGUCUGGCUUUGACCUCGAUGACUCGGACCUCGGCUCUGAUCUUGACAGCGACGAUGAGGAGGACGACUCGGAGGAAGGUUCUGACGACGGCUCCCUCGGAUCGGACGACGAGGACGCCUUCGCCGCCGAAUACGACGCCCUCAGUGAGGACAGCGACGACGAGUCCGAGGAAGAGCAGCCGAAACCCAAGAAGAAGAAGAGAAAGGACGAGGAGGCCGAGUACGAGACGGCGGGUCGUGCGCGGUGGGCGGAGCCCGAGUCGGACGAGGACAAGGACCACGCCGAGGUCGGCCGACUACCGAUCAAGCUGCCAACGGGAGAGGUACAGCUCGUUGAGGGAACGACGAAGAUUGCCCUCCCGCCGCCGAAGAAGCCGGCCCAGCAGCCCAAGAAGGUUCAGCCGGAGUCGGAAGACGAGAGCGACGACGCCAGUGACGUGGACGAGGCCGCCGCUCACCUCGCCGCGCAGCCGGGACGUUUCGGACGGAUGAACAUUGCUGAGAUUGUCGCUGCGAAGGGGUGGAAGAACGUGCAGAAGCUCGCUGCCGCCAAGGAGCAGCUCGCGCAGACGGGAGCGGAGAUUCUGGGUGGCGGUGAACUCGUCGACGUUGCCCCGACGAUCACGCGACUCGCGACGUUUUCGCUGGCGGAGGUCCAGUCGCCCGACGAGGACGGCAAGAUGCUCCCAGUCCCGGCUUCGAUCCGUGCCACGGCGUUCCUGUCGCAGCUCGCUGUGUUCAAGGACUUGAUCCCGGGCUACCGUAUCCGACAGUUGACGGCGCAGGAGGAGGCGGAGAAGGUGCGCGACGAGGUGCGGAGAAUGCGUGAAGGCGAGAAGGCGCUUGUUCGCAACUACAAAACGUACCUGAAGGCGCUCGAGGUCGAGGUCAAGGGCAAGACGCCGCUCGGCACCGUUGCGCUCAAGUGUCUGUGUGAGCUGCUGACGGCUGUCCCGCACUUCAACUUCUCGGAGAACAUCAUGGGCGUGCUCGUCGGCCGCAUUGGACGAAGGUCAUGGGACGACGACAGCGAACUCAUCCUGAACACGUUUGUGAGCGUGUUCCACGCCGACCUGGCCGCGACCUACUCGCAGGCACUUGUCAAGCUCAUCGCGCGUAUGAUCAAGGAGCGCAAGUUCCAGGUGCACCCGAACGUGCUCAGCUGCAUGCUACACUUGCGCCUGAGAACGGAGCUGACGCACAUGCGUGCGAACAAGAAGGACCUGAAGCGCAAGGGCAAGUUCGACAAGCGCAAGGGCAAGGGCAAGGACAAGGAGGAAGGUCCCAAGUUCAAGUCUGAAAUCCGCAAGAAGUGGCAGACCAAGAACCAGCGCAAGCGCGAGAAGGAGCUCAAGGAGGUCGAGAAGGAGAUGGCCGAAGCCGAGGCCGAGGUCGACCAGGAGGAGCGCGAGCAGAUCCAAACCGAGACGCUCAAGAACCUCUUCGUACUCUACUUCUCGAUCCUGAAGAACCCGGGACGUAGCCCGCUGCUUCCGGCUGCUCUUGAGGGUAUCUCUCACUUCUCGCACCUCAUCAACGUCGACUUCUUCCGGGAUCUGCUCACCGUCAUCCGCAAGAUCAUCGCGGACCGCAAGGCCGAUGACGAGGAGGACGAGGACCUCGACCCCGUCGGCGCCUCGCAGCGUGUCCGUAUCCGUAUGCUCGGUAUCGUCACUGCCUUCGAGCUGCUUAGCGGACAGGGAGAGGCGCUCAACAUCGACCUGGGCGACUUUGUGACCGAGCUUUUCGGUCUGCUCCGCCCUCUCUCGCUCGACACGGGUAUCGAGGAUCCGCCGCUGAUGACCGAGGCGACGGCCGUGGCUGCCGCGAAGCAGGCGCAGAACAAGGGCAGGAAGGCCGAGCGCGCGCCGACGCACACGCUCUCGACGUCUGGCCUUCUUUUCCGCUGUCUCGAGGCCAUCUUCUUCCCCCGGUUGUUCGCCUCGACGGCAUCGGCGCCGCCCCUUCGUGCCGCCGCGUUCGCGAAGCGCCUCGUCGAGUGCGCCCUUUUCUUCCCGCCCGCCACGGCCAAGGAGGCUAUCACCUUUGUCCGCCGCCUCAGCGCCAAGGAGCCCAAGCUCGCCAACCUCCUCGACACUGAGGAGCGCAUGUUUGACGGCGUGUACAGGCCUGAAAUGGACGAUCCCCAGCUCACCAACCCCUACACUACCUCGCUGUACGAGCUCGACGAGCUCGCCGAUCACCACUGGGACAACAAGGUCAGGACCGAGACGCGCAAGCUCCGUGACGCCAACUUUGUUUAG
Molecule: messenger RNA, 2778 nt
Organism: Trichosporon asahii var. asahii CBS 2479
Lineage: Eukaryota; Fungi; Basidiomycota; Tremellomycetes; Trichosporonales; Trichosporonaceae
Exons: 2
Coding region: 1-2778 (925 amino acids)
Biological process (GO): DNA replication initiation
Cellular component (GO): nucleolus
Molecular function (GO): chromatin binding
Source: RefSeq, a predicted model, not a curated record